Acipenser ruthenus (sterlet) is the source of this 10378-nucleotide messenger RNA. RefSeq names its product NACHT, LRR and PYD domains-containing protein 3-like. Bases 112 to 4371 code for a protein of 1419 amino acids. Lineage: Eukaryota; Metazoa; Chordata; Actinopteri; Acipenseriformes; Acipenseridae. Gene Ontology annotation, molecular function: protein binding. The transcript is spliced from 18 exons. The record is from RefSeq and is a predicted model, not a curated record.
GUAAAACUAACUUUGAAAACCUUUUGAGGAAACACCAUUGUAUUCUUCUAAAUCCUGCUGCAGAUUUAACAGUUUUCUCCACAAAACACUGUUCAGAACCGCAAGAAUAAAAUGACUACAAGUACAAAGGAUCUCAUCCUUAAAGAGCUAGAAGAAUUACUUCAAGAAGAGUACAGAAGAUUUACAUGGAAACUGAGAGAUAUGGGACUGAAAGAAGGAUAUAAACACAUUCCUAAAAGCCAGUUGGAAAAUGCAGAAAGAAUUGAUGUUGUGGACAAGGUGAUUGAUUUCUAUGGUGAUGAUUAUGCUGUGGAGGUCACAGCUGAAACCCUGGUUGCCAUCAACAAGCUUGAUCGUGCCGAUAGACUGAAGAGAGACGUACAAAAGUUCACAGAAACUGUAGGUAAAAAUCCACAGACCUUGUCUGCUGACACUCCAGUAACCAGAAGCAGACUCCCAGUUGCCUUACAAAGGCUGAAAGAUGACCACAAAUCCUUCCUAAAAAGAAAGUUUGAAUGUGUAUCCGAAUGUAUUGCUAAACCUGGGGAGCAAUCUCUACUCAGUGAAGUGUUUACCAAAGUACACAUGACAGAGGGUGAAUUUGGAGAGCUGAACUACAAGCAUGAGGUGAGAGAGAUUGAGGUAGCAUCCAAGAAAGGAAGAUCACAGGCUCAACCCAUCAAUUGCAAUGACAUUUUCAUACCAAGUGAGAGAAGUCCCAGAAUAAGGACUGUAUUAACCAAGGGGAUCGCUGGCAUUGGAAAAUCCUUCUCGGUUCAAAAGUUCAUUCUUGACUGGGCAGCUGGAAAUGACAGCAGUGGAUUUGAUUUCAUAUACAUUUUUCCAUUCCGUGAACUCAAUUUAAUAAAGAAAGAAAUCAGUCUGGUGGAACUUGUUCAAUUGUAUUAUCCACACCUGAAAGAGUGGGAGGAUGUUUCAUCAGCGGAUUCAAAAGUCCUAUUCAUCUUUGAUGGGCUGGAUGAAAGUAGACUUGAGCUAGAUUUUGCAAGCUGUAUGAAGUUGAGUGAUACGAAAACAGCAACUGCCUUGGAUGUUUUGCUGGUCAAUCUUAUAAAGGGAGAUCUGCUUCUCUCUGCGUUUCUUUGGAUAACCUCCAGGCCUGCAGCAACAAGUCAAAUUCCUUCUGAACACAUCAGCAGGGUGACUGAGAUUCAAGGCUUUGAAGAUCAGCAGAAGGAAGAGUACUUCAGGAAGAGAUUCAAAGAUCAAACUCUGACAGAAAAGAUCAUCUCACACAUGAGGACAUUGAGGAGCCUUCAUGUGAUGUGCUAUGUCCCAGCUUUCUGCUGGAUUAUAGCCACUGUUCUGGGACACACAUUGGGUGAGAAUGGCAAUGAGAACAUACCCAGAACCCUGACAGAAGUGUAUACAAACUUUGUGCUUGUUCUGCUGACUUUACAGAAUAAGAAACAUAAAAACAGAGAAGAACUACUGAAGCAAAAUCAGGAAGCCAUUCUCAAUUUGGGGAAGUUGGCCUUUCGUAACCUAGAAAGAAACAAGCUGAUCUUUUAUGAACAUGACCUAAGAGAAUGUGACAUUGAUAUAAGACAGUCAUCAGUUUACUCUGGGGUUUGCAGAGAAAUAUUCAAGGAAGAUCCAACCUUUCUUAAAGACACUGUAUAUUCCUUUGUGCAUCUGACAGUGCAGGAAUAUUUUGCAGCUUUGUAUGUUUUUACAUCAUUUCAAAACAAAACUGCACUGAAAAAACUGCUCUUUGCUUUGUGUAGAUACAGUUUAUGUGAUGUGUAUAACAAUGCAUUGAGCAAAGCUAGUAAGAGCAGAAAUGGUCACCUUGAUCUUUUUCUCAGGUUCCUCUUGGGCCUUGGGAUGGAAAAAAAUCAAAAGCUGUUGAAAGGCCUUUUGUUAAAAACAGAAGACAAUUUAACAGACAUCCAAAAAACAACAAAAUACAUUAAACAGCUGAUUAAGAUGAAUACCUCUCCAGAAAGAAGUCUCAAUCUCUUUCAUUGUUUAAGUGAACUGAAUGACAAUUCUCUUGUUGAGGAGAUCAAGGUGUCCCUGACCUCAGGAAAUCUUUCGAGACAGAAACUUUCAUCAUCAGAUUACUCAGCUCUUGCCUAUGUGUUACUAAUGUCAGAAGAUGAAUUGGAUAUAUUGGACUUGAGCCGUCACUCACUGGGAGACGAGGCUCUGCUGAGACUGAUGCCAGCUGCAAGAUUACAUAAAAGACUGAUGCUGGAGCGGUGUGAUCUCACAGGGGAUUGCUGUGAGGACCUGGCCUCUGCUCUCUGUACAAACCAGUCAACCCUGAGAGAGCUGCAGCUGAGAGGGAAUAAGCUGGGGGAAUCGGGAAUGAAGCUGACUGCUACACUGAAGCAUCCAAACUGUAAACUAGAGAAACUGGGGCUGGAGUGGUGUGGUCUCACAGGGGAUUGCUGUGAGGACCUGGCCUCUGCUCUCUGUACAAAUCAGUCAACCCUGAGAGAGCUGGAACUGAGAGGGAAUAACCUGGGGGAAUCGGGAAUGAAGCUGACUGCUGCACUGAAGCAUCCAAACUGUAAAUUAGAGAAACUGGGGCUGAAGCGGUGUGAUCUCACAGAGGAUUGCUGUGAGGACCUGGCCUCUGCUCUCUGUAGAAACCAGUCAACCCUGAGAGAGCUGCAGCUGAGAGGGAAUAAGCUGGGGGAAUCGGGAAUGAAGCUGACUGCUGCACUGAAGCAUCCAAACUGUAAAUUAGAGAAACUGGGGCUGGAGUGGUGUGAUCUCACAGAGAAUUGCUGUGAGGACCUGGCCUCUGCUCUCUGUACAAACCAGUCAACCCUGAGAGAGCUGCAGCUGAGAGGGAAUAAGCUGGGGGAAUCGGGAAUGAAGCUGACUGCUGCACUGAAGCAUCCAAACUGUAAAUUAGAGAAACUGGGGCUGGAGCGGUGUGAUCUCACAGGAGAUUGCUGUGAGGACCUGGCCUCUGCUCUCUGUACAAACCAGUCAACCCUGAGAGAGCUGGAGCUGAGAGGGAAUAAGCUGGGGGAAUCGGGAAUGAAGCUGACUGCUGCACUGAAGCAUCCAAACUGUAAAUUAGAGAAACUGGGGCUGGAGGGGUGUGAUCUCACAGGGAAUUGCUGUGAGGACCUGGCCUCUGCUCUCUGUACAAACCAGUCAACCCUGAGAGAGCUGCAGCUGAGGAAGAAUAACUUGGGGGAAUCGGGUAUGAAGCUGACUGCUGCACUGAAGCAUCCAAACUGUAAAUUGGAGAAACUGGGGCUUGAGUGGUGUGAUCUCAGAGGGGAUUGCUGUGAGGACCUGGCCUCUGCUCUCUGUACAAACCAGUCAACCCUGAGAGAGCUGCAGCUGGGAUGGAAUAACUUGGGGGAAUCGGGAAUUAAGUUGCUGACUGCUGCAGUGAAGCAUCCAAACUGUAAAUUAGAGAAACUGUGGCUGGGGCGGUGUGAUCUCACAGGGGAUUGCUGUGAGCACCUGGCCUCUGCUCUCUGUACAAACCAGUCAACCCUGAGAGAGCUGGAACUGAGAUGGAAUAAGUUGGGGGAAUUGGGGAUGAAGCUGACUGCUGCACUGAAGCAUCCAAACUGUAAAUUAGAGAAACUGGGGCUGGAGCUGUGUGAUCUCACAGGAGAUUGCUGUGAGGAUCUGGCCUCUGCUCUCUGUACAAACCAGUCAACCCUAAGAGAGCUGCAGCUGAGAGGGAAUAAGCUGGGGGAAUCGGGAAUGAAGCUGACUGCUGCACUGAAGCAUCCAAACUGUAAAUUAGAGAAACUGGGGCUGAAGCAGUGUGGUCUCACAGGGGAUUGCUGUGAGGAUCUGGCCUCUGCUCUCUGUACAAACCAGUCAACCCUGAGAGAGCUGCAGCUGGGAUGGAAUAAGCUGGGGGAAUCAGGAAUGAAGCUGACUGCUGCACUGAAGCAUCCAAACUGUAAAUUAGAGAAACUGGGGCUGGGGCGGUGUGAUCUCACAGGGGAUUGCUGUGAGGACCUGGCCUCUGCUCUUUGUACAAACCAGUCAACCCUGAAAGAGCUGGAACUGAGAUGGAAUAAGUUGGGGGAAUUGGGGAUGAAGCUGACUGCUGCACUGAAGCAUCCAAACUGUAAAUUAGAGAAACUGGGGCUGGAGCAGUGUGGUCUCACAGGGGAUUGCUGUGAGGACCUGGCCUCUGCUCUCUGUACAAACCAGUCAACCCUGAGAGAGCUGGAGCUGAAAGGGAAUAACCUGGGGGAAUCAGGAAUGAAGCUGACUGCUGCACUGAAACAUCCAAACUGUAAAUUACAUAAACUGGGGCUGGUUGGUAAUCAGUUCAGUGAGGAGGAGAAGAGGAGAUUGAAGUCUCUGCAAGUGGAGCUGAGGAGAUCGGGGCGUUACGUGACUGUGGAGGUGUAACCAGUCCAGUCAGGGGGGAAAGGGGAGCUGCAGAUAUCUAUGACACAGAGACUGGAUACAGCAUCUCCACACUGUGAGGGAAUAAGAGACACAGAGACUGGAUACAGCAUCUCCACACUGUGAGGGAAUAAGAGACACAGAGACUGGAUACAGCAUCUCCACACUGUGAGAGAAUAAGAGACACAGAGACUGGAUACAGCAUCUCCACACUGUGAGGGAAUAAGAGACACAGAGACUAGAUACAGCAUCUCCACACUGUGAGACAAUAAGAGACACAGAGACUGGAUACAGCAUCUCCACACUGUGAGGGAAUAAGAGACACAGAGACUAGAUACAGCAUCUCCACACUGUGAGACAAUAAGAGACACAGAGACUGGAUACAGCAUCUCCACACUGUGAGGGAAUAAGAGACACAGAGACUGGAUACAGCAUCUCCACACUGUGAGGGAAUAAGAGACACAGAGACUGGAUACAGCAUCUCCACACUGUGUGGUGUAGAUCAUAUAGACUUUGUCAUCACAUUGCAAAUGUUGUGAAUAUUAUAUAUUUUAACAGAAAUUUAAACCUAAUGAACUCUAAUCUAAUGCGUCUAACUUUGCCUGACAGACACCUAUGUAACACCUGGAAUACGCAGAAACAAAAGGCUACUCAAACCUCUUUGAGAUUUAAAUCAAAUCGAAAUCGAAUGUUAAAACCAAUUGAAGCAUCUCCAUUACCAGCCACGACCAAUCAGUGUAAUUGCUUUAUGAAGUUUUUGAAUAACAAAAUUGAAAACAUAAGAUUUCAAUUAUUGGUUGACAACACUGAUAUUGUUUCAAUUGAAAAUACCCUUAUCCUUACUGGACCAGUCUUAUCAGACUUUGCUAAGGUUACUCCAUCUGUCUUGUUUGACACAGUCACAAAGUUGAAAACUACCAGUUGUCUCUUAGAUCCCAUUCCCACUUCCUUGUUUAAGUCCUGUUUUUCAGCCUUGGGUUCCUUCAUUACUAAUCUUAUUAAUAAAUCUUUGAAUUCUGGAGUAGUGCCCUUAGGUUUUAAAUUGGCUGCUAUACACCACUGCUUAAAAAGCCCACUUUGGAUGCCUCUGCAUUCUGCAAUUAUAGGCCCAUUUCUAACUUACCCUUCCUGGCCAAAGUUUUAAAUGGGUUGUACAAUUACAGUCCUUUCAGUCUGGGUUCAGACCUGCCCAUAAUACUGAAACUGCUUUAGUUAAGGUAGUUAAUGACUUAUUGAUGGCUGCAGACUCUGGUUCUUUUAGAUGUGCUGCUUUUGAUACUGUAAAUCACGAAAUUUUGUUACACCGUCUGAAAUCUGUGAUUGGUCUUUCUGGUAUAGUUUGAAUUGGUUCACAUCUUAUCUUUCUGAUAGAACACAGUUUGUUACAUUGGGUGGCACUAAAUCUGACAUUUGCCCAUUGAAAACUGGUGUCCCACAGGGCUCUGUUUUGGGACCAGUUUUAUUUAUUAUUUAUUUACUUCCUCUUGGUCAAAUAAUCAGCCGACAUGGUAUUCAAUUCCAUUCCACAGUCAAUUCCACAGUCAACUUUAUUUGAAAACUACACCAGAUAUUACUGUGGCUAUCUCUCUAUUGAAUAAUUGUUUAGCUGACAUAAAGACCUGGUUACAGCAAAACUUCUUACAGCUUAAUUGCAGCAAAACAGAGGUAAUGUUAGUGGGUUCGCCGCAUCAGAUCUCAAUGGCAGCUGAUUUUAGCCUUGAAAUUGAUGGACGAGAUCAGUCCCACUUCACUGGUUACCAAUCUUGGUGCGAGACUGUUAUAAUUUGAGGAUCAUAUUAAGAAUGUCUGCAAAGUGUCUUUCUUCCACCUUAGGAACAUUGCUAGACUUUAAGGUUAUCAACAGGUUACAAUAUGUUCAAAAUAGUGCUGCCCGUGUUCUCAAUAAGACCAAGAAACAUGAGCAUACAGUGGCUCUCAAACGUAUUCACCCCCCUUGGACUUUUCCACAUUUUAUUGUGUUACAACAUGGAAUCAAAAUGGAUUUAAUCAGGAGUUUUUGCCACUGAUCAACACAAAAAAAGUCCAUAAUGUCAAAGUGAAAAAUAAAAUCUACAAAUUGUUCUAAAUUAAUUACAAAUAUAAAACAGAAAAUAAUUGAUUUUCUGUUUUAUAUUUGCUAUGACACCAACUACGCCACCCAGCUCCUGGUCCAGGCGCUGUUACUCUCCCGCCUAGACUACUGCAACUCCCUCCUGGCUGGCCUCCCUGCAUCCGCCACCCGUCUGCUCCAGCUCAUCCAGAACUCCGCUGCUCGCCUGGUGUUCUCUCUGCCUCGCUUCUCCCACGCAACUCCACUGCUCCACUCACUCCACUGGCUCCUGAUCACCGCUCGCAUCCAGUUCAAGUCUCUUGCACUCGCCUACAGAUGCCUUGACCAGACUGCACCCAGCUACCUCUAGACCCUCAUCUCUCCCUACACCCCCACUCGACCUCUCCGCUCCUCCUGCACUAGAAGACUGGCUCUACCUCCUCUACGCUCCCCUGCCUCCACAGCCCGCUCCUUCUCCACCCUCGCCCCGCAGUGGUGGAAUGACCUUCCUACAGAUGUCAGGACUGCCCAGUCCCUGACCAUCUUCCGGCACCUCCUCAAGACUCACCUCUUCAGACAGCACCUGUAGAAACUCCUCUUUUCCAUCUGGACACUUAUCACUCUUCCUUAAAUGCACUUUACUUGCUCUUAUCUGCUCCCUAUUUUACUGCAUUAAAUCCUGUACUUUAGAGUACUGUAAUCUGUCAAGUAUCAUUUAAUCUGUAGUAUUUUGUAUUUAAUUAUAUCCUGAUGUAACUAUCACUGACACUGUUAUCUGCUCCGUUAUUGAAUCGUAUUUUGUCAUAUACUUGUACUUGCUAGAACCGAAGUGAUUGUAUUUUAUCUUGCUAUUAAUUGUAUUAAUAUUUGUACUGUGAUUCCUGGAAUGUAUUUUUGUUUACGACUGUAAGUCGCCCUGGAUAAGGGUGUCUGCUAAGAAAUAAAUAAUAAUAAUGACACACCUAAAUAAGCUCUGGUGCAACCAAUUGUCUUUAGAAGUCACAUAAUUAGUUGAAUGGAGUCCAGCUGUGUGCAAUUAAGGUGUUUCACAUGAUUUCAGGUUAAAUACACCUGUCUCUGGGAGGUCCCACAGUUGGUUAGUACAUUUCCUAACAAAAACUACAUCAUGAAGAUGAAGGAACAUUUAAAGCAAAUCCGGAAUAAGGUUCUUCAAAAGCACCAAUCAGGGGUAGGAUAUAAGAACAUUUCCAAGGCAUUGAAUAUCCCCCGGAGCACGGUAAAGUCCAUUAUUAAGAAAUGGAGAGAAUAUGGCACAACUGUGAAUCUGUCUAGAACAGGCCGUCCUCAAAAACUGAGUAUCCGGGUGAGAAGGGCACUAGUCAGGGAGGCCACCAAGAGGCCUAUGGCAACUCUAAAGGAGUUACAGUCUUCCACGGCUGAGCUGGGAGACACUGUGCAUACAGCAACAAUAGCCUGGGUGCUUCACAAAACUGGCCUUUAUGGGAGAGUGGCAAAAAGAAAGCCAUUGUUGAAAAAAACUCACAUCAAAUCUCGGCUAGAGUUUGCCAGAAGGCAUGUGGGAGACUCUGAGACCAAGUGGAAGAAGAUUCUAUGGUCUGAUGAGACCAAAAUAUAGCUUUUUGGCCUCAACGCUAAGUGCUAUGUUUGGCGCAAGCCUAACACUGCACAUCAUCCUGAGAACACCAUCCUUACCGUGAAGCAUGGUGGUGGCAGCAUAAUGCUAUGGGGAUGCUUCUCUGCGUCAGGGCCUGGAAAGCUUGUGAAGAUAGAGGGCAAAAUGGAUGCAGCAAAGUACAGAGAAAUCCUGGAGUAAAACCUGCCGAAGUCUGCAAGAGACCUGGGACUUGGGAGAAGAUUCAUCUUCCAGCCGGACAAUGACCCCAAACAUACAGCCAGCCACACUAGAGUGGCUUAAAAACAAAAAGGUCAAUGUCCUGGAGUGGCUCAGUCAAAGCCUGGACCUCAAUCCAAUUGAGAAUAUGUGGAAAGAGUUGAAAAUUGCUGUUCACCAAAGGUCCCCAUCCAACUUGACAGAGCUUGACCAAUUUUGCAAAGAAGAAUGGACAAAAAUUGCAGUGUCCAGAUGUGCAAAGCUGGUAGAGACUUAUCCAAAUAGACUCAUGGCUGAAAUUGCUGCCAAAGGUGCCUCUACUAAGUAUUGACUCAAGGGGGUGCAAUCAAUUAUUUUCUGUUUUGUAUUUGUAAUUAAUUUAGAACAAUUUGUAGAUUUUAUUUUUCACUUUGACAUUAUGGACUUUUUUUGUGUUGAUCAGUGGCAAAAACUCCUAAUUAAAUCCAUUUUGAUUCCAUGUUGUAACACAAUAAAAUGUGGAAAAGUCCAAGGGGUGUGAAUACUUUUGAGAGCCACUGUAUAUCUCCUGUCCUUGCUUCUCUCCACUGGCUGCCAGUCAAAUAUAGGAUUGAUUUUAAGGUUUUAUUACUAACUUAUAAAUCCUUACAUUCUCAAGGCCCUGCCUGUCUUAGGGAUCUCCUUCAGUACCACAAAAUCAAAAAGCAACUCAUCCCGGACUCUGAACCACGUGCAGAUACUGCUUUGGUAUUGUCUGACUCAGUUACUAACGCUCAAAAGUUUUUUUUGUGCUGAAGGUGUACAAGAGUUUAAGAAUGCAUUAUCUGAACUUACUGAUGAAGUUAAGGCAAUUCGGACAGACAUGCAACUCGUUAAGUCUAGACUUCAGGAGAUAUAUAUAUAUAAAAAAAUUCCCCUCAUUCCCUGCUCAUUACACUGACUGGGUGGGCUUCCCUCCUGCGACUGUGUCCUAUUUUGACUUUCUCCUACUUUUUAUUUCAAUCUAAUCACUUUUCUCUAUCAAUGGAUCACAGCAAAUGCAUGUGUUCAUCAGGCUGUUAUUGGACUAUGAUGCAGUUGUAGAAGCAGGGACUCUUGUUGGUCUGUGCAUGGAAGGUAUCUGUUUGGACAAAAACUGCAACUACACGCUUUUCAAGCAGUUCUGUCCCUUGUUUUCUUUAUAUAUAGAAUGAAUAAUCUAUUGAAAUAUGAUUAAACAUAGAAAAUUGAAAUCGGGAAAUUUUUUAUACUUUUUGAUACAGUAUUGUUAUCACUUGCAUAUAAAUACUUAUUUGCCCUGAGUGUUUUUUUUUUUUUUCAGGGUGACUCUUAAUAAUUCACAGCAAUGUAACUAUAAUUCAAUUUCUUAUUUGCAAGUUCACGAUAUAAAUGAGUGCAUGUAUGAUCGCCGAUUUAGUUUAAACACAACCGAAGCUAGUACGUUUGUUGCCAGUUAAAUCGAGGCAACAGCAUAUGCCUCUGCUGUAUCCUCGGCUACUGGUUGACAAGUCUCUUCAUGUUUUUAUAUUUGUGAAAUUAUUUUAUUCUUGUUUUCCUUAUCAAUUAAUGUCUUUAUUUUUAUGUAAUAAGUUAGGGUUUCUUGUGCUUACUACAUUCACUUGUUGGCAAUGAUAUGGCUACCAGCAUAGCUUUAUCUGUCUGCUCAGAAUGAUAUACAUUUUAUUACGCUGCAUUUCUUCAUUCACAUUGAUGUAUGUUGUUGUGUAUGGUAUUAUGUAUGGUUUCUGUGAUAUCUAUUAUGUGGAUUUUUACCACUCCGUGCUUCCAGUUGCUCUGUUCUUUGAUGUUGCAGUGUGUAUCAUCUGAGGGGCGAUUGCUUGGGGAGUGAAUCAUGAUUAAUGCAAAUAUUGUGUCAUGGAACGUGCAAGGACUUAAUACUCCGAUCAAGAGAGCAAAAUGCCUUGAUUUUCUGCACUGCAAACAUGUAGCUAUUGCUCUUGUACAGGAAACUCACCUAAGAUCCGGUGAUGUACAUUGAUUUCAAAAUAAACAUUUUAAAAUUAUUUCCCACUCAUGUGCCUCAACUUAGACGAAAGGUGUGAUUAUUUUAGCUGAAGGAAAACUAAAUGUUACCAUUGAAGGACACGGAGGCGAAGGUAGAUUCGGUUUGGUCACUAUUGUUUUAAAUAAAAUCAAAUUAUCUCUGG